Alligator mississippiensis (American alligator) is the source of this 3862-nucleotide messenger RNA. RefSeq names its product polycystin 2 like 1, transient receptor potential cation channel (gene PKD2L1). Gene Ontology annotation, biological process: detection of mechanical stimulus; potassium ion transmembrane transport. Lineage: Eukaryota; Metazoa; Chordata; Crocodylia; Alligatoridae. Bases 449 to 3013 code for a protein of 854 amino acids. Gene Ontology annotation, cellular component: membrane. Gene Ontology annotation, molecular function: sodium channel activity; calcium ion binding; calcium-activated potassium channel activity. The transcript is spliced from 15 exons. The record is from RefSeq and is a predicted model, not a curated record.
GGAGAUGCACCAGGUGCUGAUCUCAGCUGCCUGAAGCUUUAGGUGUUCAAUUAUAUCCCAACCCCCACCCUCUUUUCAACUCAGGCAGCGAGAGGCAGUCUCCUAGCAGCCUCCUCUCCCCAUUGUGGCAUUCAGAGCUGUUAUCUGUGCUAGGAGGGAGAGACCAUUCCUUGGAUGUAGCUUCAUUCCCAGAAGAAUAGAAUUUACGUUCAUUCUCAACAAUGGGCUGUGCCACCCUCUGCUGCGUGUCCAUAGAUGAGUUAGUAUAAAAGAGAGAGUGAGAGUCUGCAUGAGCCCAGUGCUCAACCUCUCCUGGGCUCCUCGGGCAGAGGGGUUGCUGAGCUCUGACAGGCUCCUAGUCGCUCUUCUUUGCUAGUCUAAAACUGUAGUCUCUGGGCAGUCCGCACCAGGAAUUGAAUUAGAGCACAUCAUUCCUCAGUGAAUAGUCAUGAGCUGCUCCCGGUUAAACAACAGAGCUGAGAGCCACUUCCAAGCCCAAGAGGAGCAUGAGCUUGAAGCCGUGGGGAAGAAAGCCUGGGAUAAUCCGGUUUACAAUGGGUCCCCCUCUAGCUCCCUGAAGAUCCGAGCCAUCUACAACCCCAAGUCCAUCCUGGAGAACCCUUAUGAGAACAUUGAUAAGGUGGGCGACUCCCUUCCCUACCCAGAGGAAAGAAAGAAGUCUGAGGAGGUAAAGAAGAGCUCUAUCCCCAGAUGCUGCUUCUAUGUCUUCAGAGGAAUCCGAGGGCUUUGGGGUACAACCUUGACUGAAAAUACAGCUGAAAACAGAGAGCUUUAUGUAAAGACCACCCUGCGAGAGCUAUUGGUUUAUAUUGUGUUCCUGGUGGACAUCUGUUUAUUGACAUAUGGAAUGACAAGUUCAAAUGCCUAUUACUACACCAAGGUCAUGUCUGAGCUCUUUCUGCAGACCUCAUCAAGCAGUGGAGUCUCUUUUCAGUCCAUCAGUAGCAUGACUGACUUCUGGGUGUAUGGCCAAGGCCCACUACUGGAUAGUCUUUAUUGGACCAAAUGGUACAAUAAUGAGUCACUAACAAACCACCAUACCCAGUCCUACAUCUACUAUGAGAAUCUGCUGCUUGGUGUCCCACGUCUGCGCCAGCUGAAAGUGAAGAACAACUCAUGUGUUGUUCAUGAUGACUUUAAAGAGGAAAUUUCAGGAUGUUAUGAUGUGUACUCUGAGGACAAGGAAGAAAGGGUCUCCUUUGGACUCCUCAAUGGAACUGCGUGGAGGUACCAUACCGAGGAAGAAUUGGGAGGUUCCUCUCACUGGGGUAGAAUAACCAGCUAUAGUGGUGGAGGAUACUAUAUAGACCUCAAGCUGACCCGAGAGGAGACUGCUGAAGCUUUGCAACUCUUAAAGGAGAACUUGUGGCUGGACCGAGGGACCCGAGUAGCCUUCAUUGAUUUCUCAGUAUAUAAUGCAAACAUCAACCUCUUCUGUGUGCUGAGGUUGGUGGUUGAAUUCCCAGCCACUGGUGGUGCCAUCCCCUCCUGGCAAAUCCGUACAGUCAAGCUUAUCCGAUAUGUCAGCACUUGGGACUUCUUCAUUGUCGCCUGUGAGAUUGUCUUCUGCAUCUUCAUCUUUUACUAUGUAGUGGAAGAAAUUCUAGAACUGCGGAUCCACAAGCUCCAGUAUUUCACCAGUAUAUGGAACAUCCUGGAUGUGGUGGUCAUACUGCUUUCCAUUGUUGCCAUUGGGUUCCAUAUCUUUCGCACCAUUGAGGUGAACCGGCUGAUGGGAGAGCUGCUGAAGCACCCUGACAUCUAUGCAGACUUUGAGUUCCUGGCUUUUUGGCAGACCCAGUACAACAACAUGAAUGCGGUCAACUUAUUCUUCGCCUGGAUUAAGAUAUUCAAGUACAUUAGCUUUAACAAAACGAUGACCCAGCUUUCCUCCACACUGGCCCGCUGUGCCAAGGAUAUCCUGGGCUUUGCCAUCAUGUUCUUUAUUGUGUUCUUUGCCUAUGCACAGCUGGGCUACCUGCUCUUUGGGACCCAAGUGGAGAACUUUAGCACCUUUGUUAAAUGCAUCUUUACCCAGUUUCGAAUCAUUCUUGGUGACUUUGACUACAAUGCUAUUGACAAUGCCAACAGAGUCCUGGGACCCGUUUACUUUGUUACCUAUGUGUUCUUUGUUUUCUUUGUGCUGCUGAACAUGUUCCUGGCCAUCAUCAACGACACCUACUCUGAAGUCAAAGAGGAGCUCUCAAACCAGAAAAAUGAGCUGCAGAUCUCAGACAUCUUGAAACAGGGCUAUAACAAGACACUGAUGAGGCUGAAGUUGAAGAAAGAGCGUAUUUCUGAUGUGCAGAAAGCUCUACAGAAUGGGACGAAGGAACUAGAGUUUGAGGAUUUUAAGAAUAGCUUGAAAGAGCUUGGUCAUGCUGACCAUGAGAUCACAGCAGCUUUUUCCAGAUUUGACAAGGAUGGCAACCAGAUCCUUGAUGAAGAAGAGCAGAAGCGAAUGAGGCGGGACUUAGAGGAGAAAAGGGUUGCUUUGAAUACAGAGAUUGAAAACUUGGGGAAAUCCUAUGGGGGAAACAACUUGGAUGAGAACCUCACUGCUGCAGAGGCAAAGAAUAAUCACACCAACAAGUCCAACUGGGUCUCUGAGGAGGAAUUCCAAAUCCUCCUGAGACGGGUGCUGCAGCUGGAGCAGUCCAUUGGCAGCAUCGCAUCCAAGAUUGACUCUGUGGUCACUAAGCUGGAAGCUCUGGAGAGGAACAAACUGAAGAGGAAGGAUCUGGUAGGCAAGCUACUCGACAACAUUAGCAAGGAAGAAGAAUCCAGCCAAGAAGAACUGCUCCAUAGGAAUCUAGACCAGCCAGUACAGGAGGACCAAGAAGACUGGGAGACCGGGCAUAUGUUGGGGAACAACCUCAAUGGGAGCUCUUCCCGAAGUGGUAAUAGCAUCUAUACAAAUCUGCCCAGAUCAGGGCUGCCAGGCUCUCAGGUGCCUAAGAACACCCGGCCUCAAUCUAAUGUGCACUUCUAGCUGGCUAGAAUGCUCCCCCCUGGGCACAUCUACAUGAGACUUUUACUGUGGAACUGCCUAAUUAGCUCCAUAGUAAAAUGUCACUGUUUACACAUGCGGUGCUAUUAGGAUGGAGUAAGCUAAACUAAUUAACUCCGCCACAGGAUAGUACUUGUAUUUACUAGUAUUUACAAGUACUAUUCUGUGACGGAGUUCUUUACUCCACAGCAAUGCAUGUGUACACGCUGAUGGGGCUGGCUGGGGCACAAGGGUGCUUCACUGUGGGGGCUGCCUACCAGCUAGCCCCCACACUGAAGCACCCUUGUGUUCCAGCCAGCCCCACUGCAGCAUGUUGAGCCAGGCUGGAGCAGCCGGCAGGCUGACCCCAUGGGUCUUCUGCCUGCUGGGGAUGCUCUAACCUGGCUCAACAUGCUGUGGUCUUGGGCGCACAUGCAAACAGUGCACCUAGGAGCAAUAAACUCCAAUGCAAUAUGCGCUGGAAUUUAUUCCUCUGUGCUAAUUGCAUGUGUAGACGUGACUAAGUCAGUGUCAGUUGUAUCCCAUUGUUACACUAGCCAGGGAAGCUGAAGGCAGACACCACCAGAGAGACUUCUGUCACACUGGCAAUGUACAGAAUCAUGGUUUGUCUUGAUUUUGCUUGCCAAUGUAAGUGACCAGUUGUGUAAUACCAUAGAACUAGAACUUCAGAAACAAAUGCUAGAAAUCAGUGGAAAGUCUUAUUUGGAUCUAACUGGAUCUAAACAGGCUCUUCUCUCCAAAUCAGCUGAAUCAGUGUCUCCACUACAAGCUAUAAACACUCCAGAACAGUGAGAAAGUUUAGAUCCAGAAAGGACCUUUGCAGCUGCCCCC